Molecule: messenger RNA, 2239 nt
Organism: Scomber japonicus (chub mackerel)
Lineage: Eukaryota; Metazoa; Chordata; Actinopteri; Scombriformes; Scombridae
Product: phosphoglycerate mutase 1
Exons: 4
Coding region: 164-928 (254 amino acids)
Biological process (GO): glycolytic process
Molecular function (GO): intramolecular phosphotransferase activity
Source: RefSeq, a predicted model, not a curated record
ACAGGAAGUAGGCAUUCCUCGGGAUAAAAGCUCACCAGGUUAAAACAUCCAAAGGACUCCAGAGAGGGGAAUUCUUAACCUAACAUCUUCAGGGUUUAAAUAUCUUGAAACUACCAGGUUUUCAUCUGUUUUAUCAGUCGACUCUGACAUAUUAUCAUCGAUCAUGGCUGCCUACAAAAUAGUGUUGAUUCGCCACGGAGAGAGCAACUGGAACCAGGAGAACCGUUUCUGCGGCUGGUUCGAUGCAGAUCUGAGCGCAACCGGGGAGAAGGAGGCGAGGAGAGGCGGACAGGCCCUGAAAGAUGCUGGCUUUGAGUUUGACAUAUGCUACACCUCUGUCCUGAAGAGGGCUAUCAGGACACUGUGGCUAGUUCUGGGCAGCAUUGACCAGAUGUGGGUGCCGGUGCAUCGGACCUGGCGGCUAAAUGAGCGCCAUUACGGAGGCCUAACAGGCCUUAAUAAGGCUGAGACAGCUGCCAAGCAUGGAGAGGCUCAGGUGAAGAUCUGGAGGCGCUCGUUUGACAUCCCCCCUCCCUCCAUGGACCCAGACCAUGACUACUACACUGUUAUCAGCAAGGAUCGUCGCUAUGCAGACUUGACUGAGGAUCAGCUUCCUUCCUGCGAGAGCCUGAAGGACACCAUUGCGCGGGCGCUGCCCUUCUGGAAUGAAGAGAUCGCCCCACAGAUCAAAAAGGGAAAGAGAGUGCUCAUCGCUGCUCAUGGAAACAGUCUGAGAGGCAUUGUUAAACAUCUAGAGGGAAUGUCUGACGAAGCCAUCAUGGAGUUGAACCUGCCAACAGGCAUCCCCAUCCUCUAUGAGCUGGACAAGAACCUUAAGCCUGUGAAGCCGAUGCAGUUCCUGGGAGACGAGGAGACUGUUCGCAAAGCCAUGGAGGCUGUGGCUGCUCAGGGAAAGGUCAAGAAGUAAAGUGACAGAAAAGCCAACUCUGUGUAUGAUGGUAUAGGUCAUCCCCAACAACUGGCCUUGGAUUAGUCCUAAAUCCUAGUUUAUUUUGGAUUGUAAAAUAUGAUGAGUAUACUAUAGAUAGUAGUCAAAGGAAACCUCACUACACACAGUGCAAUGAUAAAUUAGGGCCAAGGGAGCUAUACCUCUCAAGAGACUGUAAAUAAAAUGGCCCAUUAAUAUUGCAACAUUUUAAAGGAUUGCCUAACUGAAAAGAAUAUUAUUGUUGUUUAAAAGGCAGUUUCUUAUCUCUGCACUUGAAUAUUUAAGUGAUAGCCAAUUUACUAAUGAAAGAGUUAUUGUUUAAAAUGGAUUCUAUAUAUUUCUGUUAUUUUUUAGAAAUGUAUCAGUCUUUGGUUGUGGUGUUGGAGCCAGAAGACUGAAUGUCAGGGUAAAUGGUGAAUAAGGUAAAUACAGAAAGAAGUCAUUCUGCUGGAGUCAGCUAUGAAAAUACAGGCUACAGUAAGAGUUUUGAUGCUGCACACACAUCCAAAGUUGACAACGUGUGGAAUGAGUGGAGACAACAGGACUCCACUUAUUGUGGCCUUUGUUUGCCUUUUCUUACACUGUAUGGUUAUAUGAUCUACUGGUUUUCAAAUGGCUGUAUGAGGAAGUUCAACCAGUGUGUGUCUGAUCUUGCUGACUUCAUCAUUAACUUGCCCAGGAAACCAACGAGACUUUUACCUGAUUUAAAAUAAAAGAAAGAAGAAUGGAAUGAAAAUUAUUUAUUCGAAUGAAAGGGGACCACUGCAGAGGGCACACAACUUCUGUCACUUUUUAAAGCAUUUACUGUAUCUGAAGCAUUCCACGGAUGUGAUUUUGCAAUCUCUUGAGAGUGGGACGGGACAGUUAUGACAACUGAAACAUCUCUUUGUCUUAUUUUCUCUGUCUAUGAAUGGCAUUUGUUCAGUGUAUGAUGUUACUGUCUGUGUUGUCUCUCAAAAUUUGUAUUUUUCUCUUUGUAUUUCAUCAAGUUAAGUCCCAUUUUAAUGGUGUUUUGCAUUGCUAUCAGUAUUACACUGUAUAAUUGUCAAACCCAGUAUUUGGAUUUUAAUCCCUCAGUUUCACAGUUACUCUGUUUGACCACAUUUGGUGUGGGUUUGCCUCUUGGUGUCAUAGUAUUUAUGUGCCUCCAGCCUAUUCCUAAAUGCAUACAGAAUUUGGUGCCUAUUGUGUCUUAAAGUUUUGCCAUUCUUUUUCAAAUGUAAUUCCCUCUGUGUUGGUUAAAUGUACCCCGAAAGCUCUGAUGUAAUAAAUAUACAAUUAUGUGCAAAU